AUGUCGACAUCCAUCGAGGACAAUGAGCUGCCAAAGGCCAUUCUGACGCGCAUCAUGAAGCAAGCGCUGCCAGAGAAUACCAAUAUCCAGGCCAAUGCCAAGCUGGCCAUGACAAAGUCAACCACCCUCUUCAUCAAUUACCUGGCAUCGGCAGCGAACGAAGUAGCAGCAAAUGCAGGACAUAAGAUUGUCAGCGGAGCUCAUGUCCUCAAAGCAUUGGAGACAGUAGACCUUGAGGAGAUGCUGCCCAGACUCUCAGAGGAGCUUCAAGCAUUCCAAUCUAUUCAACGGGCAAAGAGAGCAACUGCUGCACAGGCGUCCAAGGACAAGGAUAGCUCGCCAUCAGCAGCAGGAUCAAAGAAGAGAAAGCCAGCAUCAGAGGAAUCGAGUACAGCAGCAAAGUCCAGGAAAUCAUCCACAUCAGCCAACCCCAGAGAUGGACAAGACACCCCAAGCGACAUGCUUACGGACGGCGAGGACAAGGAGGAAGAUGACGAAGAAGACGAGGAGGGCGAGGAGGAGGAAGAAGACGAGGAAGUGGAAGAUGACGAUGCAACAACUAGCAAGCCAAACAAAGGAAAGUCCUUGAAUAUGAGUGAACCGGAGCAGGAAGAGAAGCAGGAAAAUGCUGACGCGGACGAAGAUGACGAUUCCGACGGCUUUUGA
Linnemannia hyalina is the source of this 666-nucleotide messenger RNA. The record is from the annotation of a GenBank genome assembly. Lineage: Eukaryota; Fungi; Mortierellomycota; Mortierellomycetes; Mortierellales; Mortierellaceae.